Molecule: messenger RNA, 2103 nt
Organism: Melitaea cinxia (Glanville fritillary)
Lineage: Eukaryota; Metazoa; Arthropoda; Insecta; Lepidoptera; Nymphalidae
Exons: 4
Coding region: 1-2103 (700 amino acids)
Molecular function (GO): catalytic activity
Source: RefSeq, a predicted model, not a curated record
AUGAAUCCCAAGGACGACAAAUUAAAGGAGCAUUUUACGAUUGAGCAGAAUAAAGUUAACAAGCUGAUCAAACGACUAAAAAAACAAUAUUACCUCAAUGCUUUUGAGAAUUGCAGGAGGAAACCUAAGAAGAUAUUCAAACCGUGUACAUCGUUGGAGGUCUUGAAAAUAAUUAAUAAUUUGGACAGUAAUUCAAGCUCUGGUAUCGACCAAAUAAAUACUAAAACACUAAAAUGCAUAAAAGAUUUAAUAGUGGAUGAAUUAGUCGCUUGUAUAAAUAAGUGCUUAGAUGAAGGAUCUUUUCCUGAUAGCCUAAAAAUAGCUAAAGUUAGUCCCAUUUAUAAGUCUGACCUAAAAACUGACCCAAGUAACUAUAGGCCUAUAUCAGUUUUACCAGUCCUCUCUAAAAUAUUUGAAAAGAUACUUUACACGCGAAUAUAUCAACAUCUAAAUGACAUUGACUAUCUCUCUAAAAAACAAUAUGGAUUUAGGCCGAAGUCGAAUACUUUAGCAGCUACCAUUGACUUAGUUAGUAAUAUAAAAAGUGCUAUUGAUAAAAAACAGGUGGCCGUAGGCAUAUUCAUUGACAUCAAAAAAGCAUUUGACGCGAUUUUGAAACCCUCCAAGAGAAAUAAAGACCGAUCCCCCUUAUUACCGAUGACCUUUAGCGCGAAAUUACGGACACAGAUUGGAUGUUGGAAUGUCAGAACCAUGACUCAACCUGAAAGGCUUCCGCAGGUAGCCAAAAUCAUGCGGGACUACAGCAUUCAUAUCCUAGGAUUAAGCGAAACGAGAUGGAACGGAUUUGGUGAAAUAACAUCUGAUUUUGACUCGACCCUUCUGUAUAGUGGAAAAGAGGAUGAGAACGCAACUCGGGAGUACGGCGCGGGGCUGGUCCUAAGCCGUAGCGUGAAGAACAGCCUUCUGUCCUGGAAUCCGAUAUCGGAACGAAUCAUCACAGCUCGGUUCUCAUCUAGAGUCAGAAAAAUCACUGUGAUCCAAUGUUACGCCCCAACUAACUCGGCAUUGCCGGAUGAAAAGGAGAGUUUUUAUGAGCAGGUGGAGUCGACCUUGAAGAGCACAAAGAAGCAGGAUAUAGUAAUCCUGAUGGGAGACCUGAAUGCCAAGAUGGGCUCAGACAACGAGGAUCGAGAGCAUUACAUGGGACGCGAAGGGGCCGCCGGAGUAAUAAACGAAAACGGAGAACUCUUCGGCGACCUGUGCUCUGCGCAAGAUCUGGUGAUCGGAGGAACCCUGUUCAAGCACAAGGAGUGCGACAAAAUCACCUGGAUUUCUCUUGAUGGUGUGACCCAAAACCAGAUCGAUCAUAUUUCAAUAAGCAGAGCAUGGAGAACAUCGCUACUCGAUGUUAGGAACCGUCGCGGCGCAGAUGCAGAUAGCGAUCACCAUCUUGUUGUUGCUGAUGUACGUCUCAGGAUGGCGGCAGCUCGACGUAAGGUUGAGAAGGCAUCCAAAAAGUUCAAUUUGCAGUUCCUGAGGAGCGAAGAGGGAAGAAAGGAGUUUAGUAUCUGCCUUCGCAACCAAUUUGAACUUUUGAAAGACCUGGAAGACGAGGACAUGGACGAAGCUUGGGAGCAUAUGCGUACUGCCUUCACUAAAGCCGGCGAAAAAGCCCUGGGCUAUAAACACUCCAAACAAGAACAUUGGAUGUCCCAUGAGCUGUGGUCUGCAAAAAGGCAAAAUAUAAAGCUGGACGUGCUGGCCGCCCUCGAUGAAGAGUACGCAGCCAUGCGCCUCCAGAUUCGUAAAUUGGCUAGACGUGACAUACGACGCGCCGCCGACGAGCUAGCCGACCGGGCCAACGCAGCAGCCAAGGUAUUAAACAUGAGGGAGUUGUACGACGUCACUAAACGUUUGUGCAACAAGUCACGUCCCUCCAAAAAGCCGCUAAAGGACGCCACGGGACAGCUGCUUUGUACUACAGAGGAGCAACUUAAACGAUGGACCGAGCACUUCUCCAACCUAUUAACCCAAUGCCAAACUCAACCGACGACUGUUCCGAACAGUCCAGGACCACUCCUGAAUCUGCCAACGACUCCACCUACAUACGCAGAAGUAGUCGCUGCCAUCAAACACCAUUGA